AUGGAGUCGAUGCCCGGACAGCUUCGAGACGCGGGACGGGACGCCAGCUCUUCCCCAGUUUCGAAGCAUGACGCCCCGAGCUUCUCCAGCUCCCUCAAACCCAACCAAGUGAGCGAGACCGCCCUGUAUGGGGUGCCCAUCGUAUGUCUGGUCAUAGACGGAAAAGAGAGGCUCUGCCUGGCGCAGAUUUCCAACACCCUGCUGAAAAACUACAGCUACAACGAGAUACACAACCGCCGGGUCGCGUUGGGCAUCACGUGUGUGCAGUGCACCCCCGUGCAGCUGGAGCUCCUGCGGCGCGCGGGGGCCAUGCCCAUCUCCUCCCGGCGCUGCGGCAUGAUCACCAAACGGGAGGCAGAGAGGCUCUGCAAGUCCUUCCUUGGGGCGCACAGUCCCCCAAAGCUACCGGAAAAUUUCGCAUUUGACGUGAUUCAUGACUGUGCCUGGGGCUCCAGGGGUAGCUUCAUACCGGCCAGAUACAACAGCUCCAGAGCAAAGUGCAUCAAGUGCAGCUUUUGCAACAUGUAUUUCUCCCCAAAUAAAUUCAUUUUCCACUCUCAUCGCACCCCAGAAUCCAAGUACCUGCAGCCGGACGCGGCCAACUUCAACUCGUGGAGGCGCCACCUGAAACUGACGGACAAAAAACAGAAUGACGAUAUUCACCACGCGUGGGAGGAUGUAAAGGCCAUGUUCAACGGGGGGAGUAGAAAGAGGAUUCUGCCCAUGAGUGGGUCGGGGAUGCACUCGUCAAUAAAAUCGCAGGCCUCGUCCAGCCUGGCCCAAACCAGCUCCCCUGAGAUUCCUCACAAAACGUUACGCUGCGAAGAGAGUCAGGGAAAUAACCUGAGUUUGGCGAGCGGCGCACGGACCUACCCAAUCAUCCCGGUUCCCAGCAAGAGCUUUGGCAUGCUUCAGAAAAUCCCCCCACCUCUAUUCCCCCACCACCCCUAUGGCUUCCCCAGCUAUGGACUGUGUCCGAAAAAGAGCGACGGUUUGCCAGAUGCAAACAAAACUAGUGUCUCUGGUGUGUUUUGGCCUGGCGCUAAGGACGCCCUCUACCCUGCUUUCCCCAUGUUUUGGCCUACAGCUGGCGGCCUAGCCAUGCCACCCUACUCGGGGUCUCCACCCAAAACUCUUCCAGAACUGCCAGGUGUCCGGCAGGCUGAGCUCGACUUAUCGGUCCAAAACGACCGGGGUGCCAACACAACCAAAGACACCAACCACCACCCGCACCAUCAGCAGGACGGCGGGGAGCGCUGCUCCAGCUCACAGUCCUCCUCCACUAGGAACGAAGAUGACAAGUCCGGGGACGAGACUCCGCAGAGGAAAAUUAGCUACAUUUCGGCCUUUCGACCUGUUGUGAAAGACGCAGAGACCAUCGCCAAACUCUACGGCAACCGGGACAGUUACGGUGCGCGCCCCGGUUACCUGUCCCCGGAUUUUAUCAGCGAGAGCUCCAGUUACAGAUCCGUCUCACCGGACAGAGACAGCGUUGUGGACGACGAUGACGACCUGGACGUGGAUGUGGAGUCCAACCGGGGACAAGAUGAGGAGGAGCCGAUCCACAUCUCGCCAGGCGCGGACCAAGUUCCCUCACCUGUCCCGGACCGGGUCCCCUCGGCUGCUGAGGAGAGCCCGGAGCAACCGGAAGCUUCGAGCCCAGGAGCAGCAGCAGCAUCACCGGAAGACUCCGUGCACUCUGGCUCAUCAGAUGAGGACAGACGGAUGCGUAAUGGCUCUCCUCUUCAUGAAGUGUACGCUCAUGAAAAGGACGGCCACGUGCUUCUGAAUGAGCCUUCGUCGUUUUCGUCCAAACACUCGAGCAGCCCCCGCAGAUCCAACGGUGCUCACCACGUGUCUGAAAUACAACACCAACGCAUCAUAACUCCCUAUCAGGAGCAGAAGGACAGACAAGCCGAUGGCGCUUUACGCAUCGAUAUCAGCGUGCAUGAAAGAGAUCUGGAGAACAUGGCUAAAGAGGAAUUGCAGAAGCAGCUUGUGGAACAAGUGGAGUUGAGGAAAAAGUUGGAGAGAGAAUUCCAGCAUUUAAAAGAUAAUUUUCAGGAUCAAAUGAAGCGUGAGCUGUCCUACAGAGAGGAAAUGGUCCAGCAGCUGCAGAUUGUUCGAGACACUUUGUGCAGCGAGUUGGACCAAGAGAGAAAGGCUCGUUAUGCAAUACAGCAGAAGCUAAAAGAAGCUCACGACGCCCUUCACCAUUUCUCCUGCAAGAUGCUCACCCCCCGGCAGUGUACCGGAGCCUGCACCUUCAAACCUCCGCUGCUGCCUCCCUAGAGCCCGGCACCACCCUGCAACUGACCCCAGCACAGCCAAAAAAUAAAUAAACACGUGUUCUUCUCGAGAGCUGUCAUGUGUUCACUUCACAACCGUAACCCAAGGAUUACCAACCUGCUGUAUAGAUGCACCUCUGAUGUUAGCACUUGAGCGAAGACUCAGAGAAGGGACUGGCUGCGACCUCUCUAAAAAACUGAACUCUGGAGUAAAGGAGAUCUUAAAAUGGAGUUCAUUUUGUGCUAUGAGUCAAAGGAUUGUUGAUCUGACACUGCAAAGCUCAAACCAAGGAGUCUCUUCGAAUCAAAGUCGUCUGCUGAUUAGCCUCUCUGGAAAGAAAAAACAACACUAUAUACAUAUAAAUAUAUAUAUCACGUGACGAUGUGCAAUGGCUCGUAUAAUUGUGAUAUUAAGUUCGAAAUGUAUCUCAUUAUUUAGCUUUUGUUGCUUUUUGAAUGUCUUGAGUUUUUACAUAAUAUGUGUUGUUUAUUGUUCUUUGGUUUAAUUUAUUAUUAUUUAUUUGCAACACUGCAUAUGUUGUUAAGCACUUUAAAAAGGACAACAUUUCUGAAUUUGACCAUGUCGUCCUAUACCAAAUUCUUUUUAUCUAAAACACGAGGAUUCCUUAGGUUUCAAAUAUAGUAACUUAUUAAGAGCACUUACUUCAAUAGCAUUCAGGUUUGACAUAAAAAAAAAAAAAUGUGACACAAACUUUGAAGAUAUAAGCUUUCAAGUUACAUUACAAGUGAUAAUUAAAAAACAGUCGAGCCACUUAUAAAUAACAUGUACAGUUUAGACUGAGUAUUUUAACACAAAUUUGAUCAUAUAAUUUUCUCUGUUUCAGGGUUUUUCUAUCAUUAAAUGAAUCUUUGAGUCACAACAGACGAAACCAAAAGCUUUUCUUCUCAUCUGAUGGUGUUUUUAUACGAAGAAGACACUUUAAGACUUGUGUGUAAUCUGCCAUUCAGGUGGCUGCAUUUCAUUUUCUCUCAUUUGUUGUUUCUGACACAAUCUACCAAUAAUUUUCCCAUUAAUGUAUGUACCCAUGUCAAUA
This is a messenger RNA of Notothenia coriiceps (black rockcod), 3343 nucleotides long. It is a transcript of the gene skor1a, whose product is annotated as SKI family transcriptional corepressor 1a. The transcript is spliced from 8 exons. Gene Ontology annotation, biological process: negative regulation of BMP signaling pathway; negative regulation of transcription by RNA polymerase II. The record is from RefSeq and is a predicted model, not a curated record. NCBI's taxonomy places the organism in Eukaryota, Metazoa, Chordata, Actinopteri, Perciformes, Nototheniidae. Bases 1 to 2292 code for a protein of 763 amino acids. Gene Ontology annotation, molecular function: DNA-binding transcription factor activity, RNA polymerase II-specific; RNA polymerase II cis-regulatory region sequence-specific DNA binding; SMAD binding. Gene Ontology annotation, cellular component: nucleus; transcription regulator complex; cytoplasm.